UCCUGAGGAUGAUGCUGUGGUGACAAUGAUGCUGUAACAGUGACAGUGCUGUGGUGACAAUGACGAUGUGGUGACAAUGCGGAUGCUGUGGUGACAAUGACGUGGUGAUAAUGCUGUGGUGACAAUGAUGAUGCCAUGGUGACAAUGACAAUGUCCUGACGAUGAUGCUGUGAUGAGAAUGACAAUGUCAUGACAGUGACAAUGCUGUGGUGACAAUGACGAAGGGGUGACAAUGGCAAUGCAGCGGUGGCAAUGAUGUGGUGACAAUGACGAUGCCAUGUUGAUGAUGCUGUGGUGACAAUGACGACAUUGUGGUGACGAUGACAAUGCUAUGGUGACAAUGCUGUGAUGACAAGGAUGAUGUGGUGACAAUGAUGACCCCAUGGUGACAAUGCUGAGAUGACAAUGUCGAGUCCUGGGUCACCCCCUCCCUGUUCUCUCCUGGCCAAGCACCAAGGAUGGGUUUUUCUGGGGCUUUUCCAUGUUUGAGGAUCUCCAGGUGUUGUCCCACUCAGGAGGUGACAAAGGUGGCCUGUGGCACCCCCCGGACAGGACAUGGUGGCACCAACGCCACCCCGGUUCUGCCUCACCCCGCCAACCCUAAAACGAUCCCAAACCUUCCAAAUGGGAGCCCAAACCCUUAAAAAGCUUGGGAAUAUCAAAUCCUAGUGGGAAGUGACCCAAAAUUCUGAGUCUUGUCCUGCCCUUUCAGGCGCGGCCCCACAGAGCCGCCAUGAGCCGGUGUCACCCGCUGUCACCCGUGGGUGCCAGGGCUCAGCGAGGUGCCAGGAGCUCUGGAUCAAGGGCAGCCCUUCCCAUGGGAAAAGCUUUUCCAACCAAACCAUCCCACCCAUGGCUGCUCCGGCACAUGGUGCUGGCACAGGAUGUGACAUUCCAGGUGGUGGCCUUGGGGACAAAGUGUCCUGGAGCAUCCUGGGGUUACUCCAGCCUAUCCCAGCAGAUCCAAACUGGGAGUACUGGGAGUGGAUCCAGGGGUGUCUCCCUGUCCAAGAGUGUCAUUCCCUAUGGAGCCAGGUGUCACCCAAGGUCCCCUCCCUCAUCCCGAGCUGAGGCCGUUCAGGGAUCCUCUGGAAUCGAGGCCUUGCCCAUCUCCAGUGGCGCUGGAAUUUUGGGAAUUCUGAGCUUUUACAAGCUCUUUUACCAGGAUCCCAUGCUGGUUUGGGAUUCCCUGCUGGGAAUCCUCCAGCUCCUGGUGACAUCGGAAUGUCCCUUUCCAUGUCCCCAUCCCUUCCAUCCGUGUCCAUCCAACCUCCCGGUUUUCCCCUGGAACGAUUUCACCGAUUUUGAGGAUCAGCCCUUCUCCAUCCUCUCUUCCUGCUUUCCCUGCAAUCCCUGCAAUUCCCAGGGCUCUGUGCCCUGCUCAUCCAGCCCCUGGAGCCUCCUCUUUUCCUGCACAUCCCGUCCUUGCUCCCCACCGGAAUCCGGCCCUUCCAGCCAUCCCACAGAGUCCCACAUUCCCAGUUUUUCUCUUUUGGGAAAGUCACGACCUUUCAUCUCCCAGUUUUGGGAUGUCAAAGGCUUGAAAUGUUUCCCGGGGAGUCGGUGGGGAAUGGAAUUUUUUGGUGAUGGCAGCCGCUCUCCCGCAUUGUCCAAGUUCUCCUGGCUUUUUAUAUGGAAUUGCUGUGAAUUCAGGGAAUAAUGGGAGCACAGUUAGGUAAGAGGCAGUGACCCAGUUUGGAAUGCGUUUUCCAGGCUCUGGAAUUGUCCAGAGAAGGGAAGUGUCACCUGAAUGUCCCUCAAGAACUGCCGGGUGCCAGAGCUGGCCUGGAAUCCCACAGGGAUGGGGACA
Zonotrichia albicollis (white-throated sparrow) is the source of this 1810-nucleotide messenger RNA. Lineage: Eukaryota; Metazoa; Chordata; Aves; Passeriformes; Passerellidae. The record is from RefSeq and is a predicted model, not a curated record.